CUCCCGGCCCCCGUCCCGGUCCCGGGCGGGAGGAGUCCCCGCCGCCCCCCGCCCGCUGAGCCCGGCCCGGCCAUGGGGGCUCUGACCAGCCGGCAGAACGCAGGCGUGGAGGAAGUGGAUAUCCCCGCUAAUUCCGUCUACAGAUACCCCCCGAAAUCCGGGAGUUACUUCGCCAACCACUUCAUCAUGGGCGGGGAGAAGUUCGACUCCACGCACCCCGAGGGGUACCUGUUCGGCGAGAACAGCGACCUCAACUUCCUGGGCAACCGGCCCGUGGUGUUCCCUUAUGCUGCUCCACCUCCUCAGGAACCCGUGAAGACCCUCAGGAGUUUAAUCAACAUCCGCAAGGACACCCUGCGCCUCGUCAAGUGCUCGGAGGAGGUGAAGACCCCGGGGGAAGAAGUGAGCAAAGCCAAGGUGCACUACAACGUGGAGUUCACCUUCGACACGGACGCCCGUGUGGCCAUAACCAUCUACUACCAGGCAACUGAGGAGUUCCACAACGGGGUGGCGAGCUACACCCCCAGGGACAACAGCCUGCAGUCGGAGACGGUGCACUACAAGCGGGGGGUGUGCCAGCAGUUCUGUGUGCCCUCCCACACCAUCGACCCCUCCGAGUGGAGCGAGGAGGAGCUGGGCUUCGACCUGGACCGCGAGGUUUAUCCCAUGGUGGUGCAGGCAGUGGUGGAUGAAGGAGAGGAGCACAGUGGGCACUGCCACGUGCUGCUGGCCACCUUUGAGAAGCACAGUGAUGGCACCUUCUGCGUGAAGCCCCUCAAGCAGAAGCAAGUGGUGGAUGGUGUGAGCUACCUCCUGCAGGAGAUCUACGGCAUCGAGAACAAGUACAACACACAGGACUCCAAGGUGGCCGAGGACGAGGUGAGCGAUAACAGCGCCGAGUGCGUGGUGUGCCUGUCGGACGUGCGGGACACGCUGAUCCUGCCCUGCCGCCACCUCUGCCUGUGCAACACCUGCGCCGACACCCUGCGCUACCAGGCCAACAACUGCCCCAUCUGCAGGCUGCCUUUCCGAGCCCUGCUUCAAAUCCGAGCCAUGAGGAAGAAGCUGGGCCCGCUCUCGCCCACCAGCUUCAACCCCAUCAUCGCCGCGCAGAGCUCGGACUCCGAGGAGCACUCGUCCUCGGAGCACAUCCCGCCGGGUUACGAGGUGGUUUCCCUGCUGGAGGCCCUCAAUGGGCCCCUGACGCCGUCGCCGGCCGCGCUGCCCCUGCGGGCCCUGGGGGACCCCCCCGGCGUGGGGACCCUGCCCUCGUACGGCAGCGAGGGCCCCCUGCCCGCCCUGAGGGCCCUGGCACCCCUGGAGCGCCUGCCCGACUGCGGCCCCGGGGGGCUCAAGCUCAAGAGGAGCAUCUCCAAGUCCAUCUCACAGAAUUCCUCCAUCCUGCCCGAAGAGGAGGAUGAGAAGUCGUGCACUGAGUCAGAGCUGAGGGUGGCCAGGAGGAGAUCCCCAGCCCGGCAUGAGGAGGAAUGUGGUGCAACCCCAGAGAGUGAAAACCUCACCCUGUCAUCAUCAGGAGCCAUCGACCAGUCCUCGUGCACUGGGACACCCCUGUCCUCCACCAUCUCGUCCCCAGAAGAGCCCGUGAGCAGCAGCCUGGCUCAGUCCGUCAUGUCCAUGGCCUCCUCCCAGAGCCAGCACUCCCAGCUCAGCACCGACACCGUGUCCUCCAUGUCUGGCUCCUACAUCGCCCCUGGCACGGAGGAGGAAGAGGAGGAGGAGGAGGAAGAGGAGGGGGACAUGCUCCCCUCGCCCGCGGCUGCGAGCGCCACAGCCUCUGAUGGAGAGUCAACACCUGUGGAGUCCCCAGAUGAUCUGAACUUUGUCAGCAUCUCUGCCGAGGAGCGCGAUGCUGAGGGCAACGAUGUGCUGGAGGACGAGGACGCCUCUCCCACACAGGAAGACGGCCCGAGGACAGGCGCUUUCCUCGGUCUGAGCUGUGACAAUAACAAUGACAUGGGCAUCGCACACGUGAGAGCGCUGGACAAUAAACUGUGCUCUGAGGCCUGCUUACCUGGCUCCUCCGUCUGUGUGAAAGUUCAUGUUCGCUCUGUGCCAACACGGUUUCCUCCACCCACGCUUGUGCCCCUUCCCUGCCCAGAGUUGCCCAAAGCCGCCGUGCCGGACUCCUGCCCCAUUAACAUUGAGGAAUAGGCCCAGAGGCAGCCAACAACAACGUGGGGCUGCAGCAGCCCCGGCCCCGCUGCCCCCCUGGCCCCCCGGACCCGGCAGCGCCCGCCCUGCCCGUGUGAGGGCCCAGCCUGGGGGGCACGGAGCCCCCUGCCCACCCAGAGGGACCCCGGUGUCCGGGCACCCUGGGCAUCGUCACCGCCACCCCUCGGCUGUACCAGGACUGAUUUGCAAAAGAAAAGACGGUAACCUCGACUUCUCUGCGGGGGCUGAAAGCCAUGUUACCUUGGAGCCCCCCACUGGCACCUUCCCUUUCUCCAGCCCCAACAGGGAUGGGCUGGGGUCCCUUCCUGCGCCCUUCUCCAUCAUCUUACACCCCCAGGCUCCUCUCCUCCAAAGUGUGGAGCAGAUGGGACAGGGUCACCUCACCAAGGGGUUCUGGGAUGUGGGUGGAUGGGGACAAUGGGAGGACGCUGUUCAGGGCCGUGGGUUCUAGGAUGUGUUGGGAUUGGCAUCCUUGGUGCAUGAGCUGCUGACUUCCAUGGGGGGCUGUCUCCCCCCAGGUUUGCUGGCCCAUGCCCCUGCCCUGCCAUGAGCUGUCCCCAUGCCAUGGGAUGUCCCCAUUCAUGCACUGGCAGUAACUCUGCCCCCACAGCUGCCCCUCGCUCUGCUCUCCUCCUGAGCAGCACCUGGGCUCCUGGGCCUGGCCCCAGGGGUGGGCAGGAGGCCUGGUACUGCCCCCAGCCCAUCACCAGCCCCUGGGCAUUGACAAUUUAUCCUCUGUCUUCCAGCCUGCUGUGAGCUCAGGGCUCUGGGCUGCGCCCUCUCUCUGGAACAAGUGCCAAAAGUGUCACCCCAUGCCCCCCGUCCUGCCCUCCCCAUAACACGUUGUAGCAGGGGGUGGAUGAGGCUGUGGGGGCUGCCCCCAUCUCCAUCCCCAUCCCUCUGGCCAGCACUGGGCUGGCAGCAUAAGUGGAUUUACUCCAAGGGCAGACACACAGGGAUAGUAAAGCAGGAGGGACAAAGCCACAGACCUUGGGGGGCUGCUGGGGCCACUGGCAGAGGCCAGGCUCCGCUCCAGAGAGCAUCAGGGACAGGCAGGAAUCACUUGGAGCAGCAUCAGACCCUGCACCCCAAUCUAGCAGGCUCUGGAGCUGUUUGGGGCAGCCCAGGGUGGGAGCUGAGCCUCCCUUUCCCCCCUGGUUUUGUCACAUGGCCGUGGCAGCAAAGGCCACCUCCUCCUGCUCUUUGCAGGACAGGCUGCAUUUCAGAGCCACCUUAGCACAGAGAUGUUCCUGCACUGAAGCAGGGUCCCUGGAGGGGUGGAAGCAGGUUCCCAGUGCCAUCCCCACGGCAGAGAAAUUGUGCUGAUGAUGACUGUGGCUCCUUGAGAGGGAUGAAGCCCUUUUGGGGGCUGGGGGUGUUUUCUCUGCCUUGCUCUGUGUGGGUCCUGCCAGAGGUGGGUUUGGAGCCAACCAUCCUGCUGCUUUCUCCUCUGGGCUGGCUGUGUCUCCUCUGAGCUCAACAGCUCCCAAAUUCCCCCUGGGAACGCAGGGCUGGGUGUUUGGUCUCCAAAACGCCAUCCUGUGGCAUGCCAGGUGGGAGCUGCAAACACAGGGAGGGCUCAAGUGGUGGGGACAAGCCCUGUGCCCCUUUUGGGGACAUGCUGGGUGUCCCAGCCCUAAGGAGCAGCACACAGGAGCAGCUUUGGAGGUUCACCAUCAUGCUGAGCUGAGAAAUCCUCGGCAGCCAUCUCUUCCCUAAGCCUCCAGCAUGGGCAGGGGAGAGAACAUCGGGCUGCUGCUUCUCAUCUAGCAAAGCCCAACCUUCCUGGUGGCUCCAGAGGGGACAAGGACAGCUGGCCUGGCACCCUGGCACAGGCAGCAGAGCAAGGAGGGCUUGGGAGAGGCCGGGAGGGUUUUCUGGCUCCUCUGAGCGGUGUCCCUAGGGCUGCAGCAGCCAGACAGACAAACAGACAGACAGACAGCACGGGGUGGCUGCAGGAGCGAUGCAGAGGAGCCGGGAGGAUGCUGCGGCCGGGCUGUGAGCAGGGAAUCAUCCUCUGGGUGGCACAGGAGAGACGGGAUUUGGGCACGGGCGGCAGCAGCGCCGUCCUCGGCCGCCCAGGAGGGGUUUGGGCAGGCAGGAGCUGCCAGGGGUGGAGGGUGACAGCCCCUCGUUCCAGCGACACACCUGUCAGGGAUUUAAGGAAGGAAACCAGACUGCUGCUUAUGAUUUUGCUUUGAGCAUGUUUUGGAUUUUAAGAGUAUGUUUAAUAAAGGGUAUCUUAUGUCGACAAA
Molecule: messenger RNA, 4448 nt
Organism: Zonotrichia leucophrys gambelii
Lineage: Eukaryota; Metazoa; Chordata; Aves; Passeriformes; Passerellidae
Gene: RNF157
Product: ring finger protein 157
Exons: 21
Coding region: 73-2172 (699 amino acids)
Biological process (GO): protein ubiquitination
Cellular component (GO): cytoplasm
Molecular function (GO): ubiquitin protein ligase activity
Source: RefSeq, a predicted model, not a curated record